Messenger RNA from Parathielavia appendiculata, 2020 nucleotides. Its product is annotated as glycoside hydrolase family 76 protein. Gene Ontology annotation, molecular function: mannan endo-1,6-alpha-mannosidase activity. Gene Ontology annotation, biological process: fungal-type cell wall biogenesis; carbohydrate catabolic process. The record is from RefSeq and is a predicted model, not a curated record. The transcript is spliced from 4 exons. Lineage: Eukaryota; Fungi; Ascomycota; Sordariomycetes; Sordariales; Chaetomiaceae. Bases 484 to 1848 code for a protein of 454 amino acids.
ACCAUUUGCGUGCACCGAUGGUUACAGCCAUGUGGUUACAGGAAACUGCAACUUAUCGUGUCCAUUUCUACUUUGGACAAGAUAUGCCGAACUGUGCGCCCAAGUGGCAGAUUGGACGGACUCACCGUCCAUGCGGUCCCCACUGAUCAACUGGAGUGUGUUUCGCCAGCGAGAUAUCGGCUGGCACACGUAACCGGCGGGACGACCCACUGGAUGACACUACCCUGUUAGGCGCAUUCUGUGAGGGUUACGCAAUUCGAGGACACCUACAGAGCACGCUUUCCGCGCCCUGGCACAGGAGGUCAUGCCCGGUUUCCAAUCUUUCCCGUUUCUGUCAUUCUACCAUUUCCAUAUCCUUCACAAAACACCAACCCCUCUGGUUACUACUCGGCCGCCAUCUACCGGAGAGGAUACACGAGGGAUCUUCUCCGUUUUCCGCUCUGCCCUUCCCACCUUAGUCGCUCGCUUCACACUUUACCAACUAUGGCUUCGACAUGGUUCGCGCUAGCCGCCCUCACUGCGGCUGGCAUCACAAAUGCAGCAUACAGCAUCGCUACAACAUCCGAUAUAAAACAAACUGCUGCAAACGUCGCCUGGGAUCUAUUGCAAUACUACAACGGCAACGAGACGGGACAGACGCCAGGCAUUCUUCCGGGCCCUCCCCCAGCAGGCGAUUACUACUGGUGGGAGAGCGGCGCCAUGUGGGGGACCUUGAUCGACUACUGGAAGUACACCGGCGACAGCUCGUACAACGAUAUCAUCACACAGGCAAUGCUCUGGCAAGUCGGCCCAGAUGAAGACUACAUGCCUCCAAACUACACAGCGUCGCUCGGCAAUGACGACCAGGGCUUCUGGGGGAUGAGUGCCAUGCUAGCGGCCGAGAAUGGAUUUCCCGACCCGCCCGAGAAGGAGCCGCAGUGGCUUGCCCUCGCCCAGGCCGUCUUCAACACCCAGGCGGACCCCCAGCGGCACGACAGUACGUGCGGUGGCGGCCUGAGGUGGCAGAUCUAUCUGUCAAACAACGGAUACGAUUACAAGAAUAGCAUCGCGAACGGUUGCUUCUUCAACCUUGGCGCGAGGCUCGCUCGCUAUACGGGCAACCAGACAUACGCCGAUUGGGCGGAAACGACGUGGAAUUGGAUGAGGAGCGUCGGUUUCAUGGAUGACGAUUACAACAUUUACGACGGCGGCCACGUCCAGAACAACUGCACCGACAUCAACAGGGCACAAUUCUCCUACAACAACGCCGUCUUUCUCCUGGGCGCGGCGUACAUGUACAACUACACCAACGGAAGCGACACAUGGAAGCAACGCACCACCGCCCUGGUCGAUGCGACGCUCAAGACCUUCUUCCCGGACAACAUCGCCUACGAGAUUGCCUGCGAGGAGCACAUGUCGUGCACGACUGACAUGCUCAGCUUCAAGGGCUACCUGCACCGGUGGCUGGCGACGGCCACGCAGGUGGCGCCCUUUCUCGCCGACACGGUGCUCCCCGUCCUCCAGACCUCGGCCGAAGCCGCCGUCGCUACAUGCACGGGCGGGUCGAACGGCCGGACGUGCGGCUUCAAGUGGAGCACCAAGGCGUACGACGGGACCUACGGGGCGGGCCAGCAGAUGAAUGUGCUGGGCGCCGUCUCGUCGCUGUUGGUUCAAGAAGCCAAGCCGCCCUUGACGAACUCGACGGGCGGGACCAGCAAGGGCGAUGUCAACGCGGGCUCGCACUCGGAUAGCUCCAGGGGCGAGCUGAGGGAGCUAACGGCGGGGGAUAAGGCGGGCGCGAGUAUCCUGACUAUUGUGAUACUGGUCUCGGCCGUGGGCACGUUUGGGUGGAUGAGUACCGGGGUGUGAUCAACAACGGUCUUGAAGACGGAGAGUCGACCUUGUUUUUUCCUUUGUUUGGGAGUGGCGUUUUGUGUGUCGCCAAUGUGCGGAUUCCGCUCAGUUCGCGCCUGGCGUUGAUGGGUCUGGAUAUCCCUUUGCUUUAGCUUUCGCAGCUAAUAGAUGUCGCUUGCUUGCUCAC